Molecule: messenger RNA, 3704 nt
Organism: Caenorhabditis auriculariae
Lineage: Eukaryota; Metazoa; Nematoda; Chromadorea; Rhabditida; Rhabditidae
Source: the annotation of a GenBank genome assembly
AUGUCGCUUUUGGGAGACAAUUCGCGGAUUCAGGCCCUCACGACCGGUCUUCUACUUCUUAUUGUUGAAAUUAUCGUUAUAAUUUCUUUCGGAGGAGGUAUUUAUUUUAUUCUAAGUUCUUCCUAUGAAUUCAUAGUGAGAAAAAAAAAAGAAAAAGACAUGGAAAAUGCACGAAAAAGCCUUAUAGACGAUUAAAAAUCGAAAGAAGGAUUUUUCAAAAGUUAAAAACGAAAAAAAAGGAAAAUGUGAAAGUAUUCGAAAAAAGGUAAAAUUUGCAAAUUUUUUAAUUCAAUAUUAGCAAAAUGCAUCAUUCAUACAACAAGAACUACAGUUGGAGAAUAAGAAAAGCUCAAUUUUUCAAAAAUUCUGUAGGACUCUUUGGACUAGUUUUUUCAGUAAAAUCUUCAAAAAAUUCGGUUAGAAGUUUCAAAAUGACCAGAUUUUCCAAUAACUGAGUCUCCAUGAAUAAAACUUCCUAUAGAGUCUGAAAAAAAAUCCAUUUUAACCGGAAUAAAUUUGCCAAAACUUAUUCAGAAACUAAAUGAGAUCUCAACCCAAAAUUUUCCAUCUCAAAGUCCAAAAACAGACCCCGCAAUCCAUUUAUCUCAACAAAGACCUCCGAUUUCGUAUAUUACUUUUUUUUUUCCCUACUCAAGCCGUCAACAAAAAAAAAGGACACGUUUAUUGAGGGAGUGAAGCGAAAUAAUAGCCUUCGCAAACAGCCUCCAAUAUUUUCUCCCUUCAAGCGAACAAUUCAAUGAUCUUGGGGUUGUUGGGUGAAGUGAGUGAAGUAGUUAAAGCUGGAGGGGUCACUUAAGGGAUUUUUUAGAGAGAUUUGAAACACGAAAAUUUCAAUGAUCUUGGGGUUGUUGGGUGAAGUGAGUGAACUAGUGAGAGUUGAAGGGGUCACUUAAGGGAUUUUUUAGAGAGAUUCAGACCUAGAAAUCUUCAGAAAGUCAGAAUUGAUAUUUCAAUGUUAAGUUCUUUCAAGGCCCUAAAAAGUCCUGAUGAUGAAAUAGUUAAAGUUGAAGGGGUCACUUAAGGGAUUUUUUAGAGAGAUUCAGACCUAGAAAUCUUCAGAAAGUCAGAAUUGAUAUUUCAAUGUUAAGUUCUUUCAAGGCCCUAAAAAGUCCUGAUGAUGAAAUAGUUAAAGUUGAAGGGGUCACUUAAGGGAUUAUUUAAAGGGAUUUGAAACACGAAAAUUUCAAUGAUCUUGGGGUUGUUGGGUGAAGUGAGUAAAGUAGUCAAAUUUGGAGGGGUCGCUUAAGGGAUUAUUUGAAGGGAUUUUGACCUAAAAAUCGUCAAAAAAUCAGAGUUGAAAUUUAAAAAAUUCAAAGUUCAGUUCUUCUUUAAGGGCCCCAAAAAAAGCCCCUUUAAAUGACAGAAAUCUCAAAAAAACCCGGAAAAAUUGUAGCAGAAAUUGUGAUUUUUUUCAAUGAAGGAUCAUUGCAAAACGAUAAAAAUCCUAAGAAAAAUUUUUUUAAUCAACCUAUAAAUGGUCCAAAAACAUUCCACGUUUCAAUAAAACUAUAAAAAAAGAUUUUUUUGGAAGUCCUAGUCAUUUUUUUCAGGAAGUCGACUGUUGUCUUAAAAAAAUCGAGACGAGAAAAAAAGACAAAAAUUGCCGAUUUUUCUGGUAUUUGUUCUGAAGAAGAAGCUUAAAUUAUAGCUUUUUCAAUAAGCUGAUAAAAUAAAAAAAUAAUAAAUUUCCAGGCUGGUCCCACGCGUCCUACAUCGAUGGAAAUCACGGAGCCCCACCACCUCUAUCUACUUUGAUCCCGUUUCCAACGGUACCUUUAGAAAAAACUUUUAUAUAAGUCCAAAAAUUUGACUUUUCCAAGGUGAAUUUGAGGAAAAUGUAGUUAUUUUCUUGAAUAAUACGGUACAGAAAUAACUAAUUCCACAUGAUUUUUGAUAGUUUCCUUAAAAAAUUCUCUAAAAACUAGAAACUUUGGAAGUGAAAGUAGAACUGACCAGUGAGGCGAUAAUAGGCGUUAAAAUAGUCCAAAUCUCCAUCAAUUUUUGUCAUUUUCGGAAAUUACGGUAGGUAGAAAAGUUCGCAACGUUGUGUAGACACCAAAGAACUUCUAGCCUUCAAUUUUUCCUCGAUUUUUCGGCGUUUUUUUCUGAAAAAAAUUGAUCAUUAGAAAAAAAUUUAACAUAGUAAAAGUGAUAUUUUUUUAGGGAAAUUAUAAAAAAACUAUUAUAUUUUUGAAAAACUGUUAACGAAAAAAACGACACUUGAAUUAUUUGAGCAGCUUUACGGGGAUUCCUAAUGGGGCGAGCUAAGGAUCGCGAGGCGUCAUAAUUUAUUUUUUUCAAUUGCGCGCUCCGAAUAUAAUUAGGUCACGAUACGUCAUUCUACGUCACAAAUUGCAUUGAGUAUUCAACGUUAAUAACUUGAUUUUUGCUGCGUACUUGUGAUUUAAAUUUUCGCGCCAGAAACUUUUUUUUUUGACGUUUUCCCGCCCCGUUUGGGAACGCCGUGAGCUUAUCGAACGUUUUAAAAUCCAAUAGCGUGAAAAUAACCGUUAAAUACAGGAAAAAAAGAAAAAGCAAAAAAAAUAGGAGCAGAUUUCAAAAAAGAAAAAGAGAUGUUCAUUGGAGCGCACUUGCUUUCUGUGCAUACACCUUGCAGAAUUUCGAUCUACAGUCCGCGAAAAAAACAUAGCAAAUGAACUUUGUUAUUUUUUUAAAGGUUUUUCGCCAUCAGAAAGGUUAUAGUUAGAAGUUAUUAAGACCGAUUCAAAAUUGGUCAAUUUGGUCCCUUUUUUUUUGAUAAUUCAGUUUCAAAUUUAGAAAUUUGUUUCAAAACCCUGACAGCUCAUAAAUUCAAUCAAAUAGAUUACUUUUUCCAUCAAGUACCUGAACUUUCAGGAAGUCCCAGGCUGGUUCUACUACCUGGCGAUCAAUCAAAUCAUCGCCCUGGCCUUUGGCGGACUUUUCCUCGUUUGGGUCGUCGCGCAACUGUAAUUUUUAGCUUUUCGAUUCAAAAUAUCAAUAGGAAAUUGAUUCAGAAUUGCUCCGGAUCAGUUUGAAAGUGGCUCGAAGAAAAGUUUGCUCGUGAACUUUGCCUUUUCCGUCGUUUUUACCAUUCUUCUGUUCAUCGCCUUCAUUCUCUACGCUUCUUCUUUCAAGAGUUGGUUUUUUUUUCUUCAAAUGUCACUUUUCAAGCUUCAGAAGCUAUAGAAAAAGUGUAAACUUUGAAUAAAUCAAAUAAAAAAACUUUUUUUCCCCUUGCUGUCUUGGGAACACAUAGGUUUGAAACAAAUUGGAAAAAAUGGGUUCAAAAUAUUUUUCUUGACGAUUUCUCCAAUUUUUAAAGGGAUUCAUGCUUCUGUAGCACCUCAGUAACAAUAUUCCAGAAUUUUUUCUCGAAAAAAGUCAUUUUUCAAGCCCUCAUACCUCCAAAGACCUUGAAAACCAGUCUCAAUAUCAUAAAAUACCCUCUUCUUACAUAGGCGAGUUUCAAGCCUUGAUAAUUCUAGAACCAGCAAGUUUUAUAAGAUGAAACUUACAUAUUCUGAAUCCUCAUUCCAAGCUCUAUCCCUCGGUGUACAAGACUUCCCAUUUCAGCCUCGGAAUACCGGACGGAGGCCAUGUGGUUCGGGUACUGUUUCUGGCUGGCCGUCGUCGACGCCGCCCUUGCCCUCGGCAGCACCAUUCUCACUGCUCUUCUUCUUGUCCGUCAUCGAUUGAACUGA